Molecule: messenger RNA, 1935 nt
Organism: Stylonychia lemnae
Lineage: Eukaryota; Ciliophora; Spirotrichea; Sporadotrichida; Oxytrichidae
Source: the annotation of a GenBank genome assembly
AUGAAUAGUCACUAAUUAGCAGUUCAUAGUAGUGUUAACCCCUAAUAAUUUGCCAAUUAUCCAGGGGGAUAUUCGCAAGUUACUCAUAAUUAUUACAAUCACCCCUAGCAUCCUUAGACCUCUAGUUAUUAGCAAUAAUAUUCUGCUAGUUACUAGCAAAGCCAGCAAACAGGUAACACUAAUCAUUAGACCAAUAUAAAAAAUUAAAUCUCACAUAAAAUGGCACCAUAAGCACCGAUUAGUACUGCUUAUGCUUAAAACGAUAUUCCCAUUUCUACAAAUUAUAUGCAACAGCCCUAAAGAACAUUGCAGUCUCUCUUAGCUGUCAAUGGAAAGAUUAAUCCUAACAAACUAUUUGCCUUUUUUUAUAUGUCAACCACUGAACUUGCUUAAAAGAGUCCUUAUCUUAUUGCUAUUGAAAAUCUAAGGAAGAAAUUGAGUUUAUUUGGAGUAAAAUUUGCUAAUUUUACUUUGGAAUCAAUCACUCAUCCAGGCUAUUUAAGUAAACUUAAGAACUGCAUGAAUCCGAGAAAUAUGACUAAAACUAUUUAGCAAAGAAACGCUGAACUUGAGGAUGUUAUAAAUGAGUUAAAAGUAGAUUAUAAGAAAAAUCAAUCUGUUCAAAGGUUAAACCAACCAUAAAUACCUCCUUAUGUGGUAUCAGCUCAUAUUUUUGAAAAGAAUCCGUAAGAUCUUGAUAAUACAAUACACUGCUAUCUUUUAAGCAUGAGGCAUGAUAUUAUUACUUUCAAAAUGUGCGAAAAAAUUAUUGAAUAUUGGAUGUGCUAGAGAGUGGAGUGGCAUAUUGAAAGAGGAUUAAAAAUUAAUUCAGAUGGUUAGGCUUCAAUAAACGGCAGAGGCGUUAGUUUGCAAAGUUUAAAUGCUAUGAGUUAAAAUGCUAGAAGGAAUGCAAUUAAAGAAGCAAGUUAAUCAAUUUUCGCUAUUACUUGUAGGAACACUGGUGCAGUAACUGCUUCUUAAUAAUCAAGUGGCUAACUGUCUAAAGAUAACCAGUUCGCUUAAGAGCAUCAUAUAUUUACUCUGCUAUCUCCAUCAAUUAUAUCUUAACUAAAGUAGUUUUUUGACAACAAGGUACAUGUAGGGAAAUAUGAUAUACCUAGUUUCCAUAAAGCAUCACCUCUGGGUACUUCUAUAUUUCCUCAGUUAAUUGAGAGAUAACAAGGAAUGUAAAGUUUUGACUAAUUAAUGGAAAAACAUCAGAAAGAUAUGCAAAAAUUGAGAAAGAAACUUACACCUAAAGAAAGAAAUCCAAAACAAAUAGAAGAGCCUAUGCCUGGAUUGAAUCAUACUUAUUGCAAUAUUUGCAAAGAGCAAUUUAGAAAUUAUCUGGAACAUAUAAAUUCAACUAAUCAUAGAAGUAGCGUUAGAACAGGCAGUAAUGCUGUAUUUUUUCAAGAAAUAGAUAAAGCUUUGGUAGAUGUAGCAAAUCAAUAUAACAAGAAGCUGGAUAUAUAAUAAGCUUAACUCUAAAUUUAAGGUAAAAAAAGAAGUAGAUUAAAUCCAGAAGAACAAAAUGGCAAAAAAGCAUCUUCAAAAUCAAAGAAAGGCUAAGGAAAUUUUAUAGAGAUUGAAGAUGAAUCAUCAUUCAACGACUCUGAUAGUCCUAAAAGUGAAAGCAAAAAAACAAAUUCAGCAAAGAAAAGAGAUUAAAAAUUAAAGGAUAAAAUUGAAUGCUAAUAAAAGGAAAAAAGUCCAAGAUUUCCUAAGGUGCCUUAAUAAAUUAAUUAAUAAAAGUAGGGCUAAGUUCCAUAAGUCCAAUGCAAAAUAUCUAAAUUACAAAGUAUGAGGAAUUAUUAUUUAAAUACCAAUGGAGGUGUAAGCAACGUCCAGCAAAAUCAGAAUUAAACUAAUAAUAACUAUACCAACACUAAUACAUGUGGGAAUUUAAUGCCAAACAAAAGAUUUAAAAGUUGA